Lingula anatina is the source of this 3110-nucleotide messenger RNA. RefSeq lists its product as uncharacterized. Gene Ontology annotation, biological process: phosphatidylinositol dephosphorylation. Gene Ontology annotation, molecular function: phosphatase activity. The record is from RefSeq and is a predicted model, not a curated record. NCBI's taxonomy places the organism in Eukaryota, Metazoa, Brachiopoda, Lingulata, Lingulida, Lingulidae.
UUCACGCAUGCGUAUUAAAGCAGAAAAGCCAUCAUGGCGAACCGAAGUUAUUGGUUGACAGUUUGUAGGAUAUAAAAGUGAUACAGGUAAUGGAGAGCUUGGUAUUUGACCUCGAUGACGUGGCUGGUCCGGCAGAGAGUAGCACAGAUCCCCCAGACAAACCUUCACCUAGCGCCGUCUCCAGCCCUCUCUUAGAAAAUGGUGGAGUUUUGGAUAGCCCCAAAACAGGCAAAAAGAAAAAGUCAGCUUUAUCCAGACUUGCCGAGCAUAAAGGUAAAAGGAAAGGCAUGGGACAAAGUGACACAGAAAGUUUGAGUGGAUCUAGAGCAUCGUUAAAUGAAAAAGAAGACAAAGGUCUUACAAACACUGAAGACACCGACAACCGAGAGCAGCUAAAUGGCCAGGCAGAUGACAAUGAAAUGGGUUCACAGUCUAGUCUUAAUAGUGGGAGGAGAAAAAAGAAAUCUGCUCUGGCGAGGUUGGCAGCUAAAAAACGAGAGGGAUCAAACACAUCUCUGAGGUCCGAUACUGCAGUGGAGGAGGAUAAAAAUGCUGACGUUGAAAUGGUGAUAGAUGAUGAGACUUGGCAGGGGCAGCACUCCCAGUCAGAUCUCCUGGACGAAUCCAAGGGGACCCCUAAGGCAAAAUCUGCCAAAAUACCAACACCUGAGGAUAUAUUCAAAGAUGCGGAUGAAAAAGAACUAGCUGAGCUUAAUCAAGUAAAUGGUGACAAGCCAUACAUAAAAACGUCCACUGUGAACAAUCAGCCUGUUUUAGGCAAUAGCAGGUUUCAACCACAUCCCCCGGAAACUUCAAAUAUUCAAGGUACCCCACAGCCAGCUCGGCGGAGAAAUCUCAUACCCUUAUCUAGAGAGGCAGCGUCCGAUUAUGAGUCUGGCGGGAGCAUGGCGAGUGUGAAUUCUGUAGGACAGACUGAGGGCAUGGCUCUCAAUCCUCCACAAGCUGCUGGCACAGUUGACAAAGCACUAGCACCUCAACCUGUUGACAAGGAACCUGAAUCAAGUUCAAAGUUCCAUGAUCAAUUAAAAGAGCGCUGGUCAGCAGAAAAAGAGGAAGAAAAGGAGGAGGAGGAAGUAAACAAAGAGGAGACAGAUAGUGAAUCAGAACUGACAGAACAAUAUGCCAAAUUAUUAGACAACACACCUGAUAAAACUGAUAGCAAAGACAGCACAUUAGGUUUUACUCCUCUUAAACCACCAGUUGGAAAGAAUGUGCUGCCACCAUUGCGGCCGACAAACACCCCUCCACCUCUGUCGAAAAAUAUGACCUCUUUUUCAUUAAAGACAUCCUAUAAAACGGACUCUCCCUUACGGACAGGUACCUUGGAUGGACUGUCGCACCAGACGUCAGCGUCUACUGGGAUUCUGAAGAUGUUGUCCACGGCACAACUCAGGGAAAGGAACUUUUUAAUUGGCGGAAUGACCGGUGCUACAUCUCUGAUGGGAACCUCAGAACUUGACCGCCACCUGGUGGACAGACAGGUGCGUGUGUUUGUUGGUACCUGGAACAUGGCGGAACAGAAGGGUCAUCCUGAAUCUAUAGAUGACUUUCUACUGCCAGACAACAUCAUGUUUGCUCCAGAAAUCUAUGUUAUUGCAACACAGGAGAUGGACACAGACAGGAAAGCCUGGGAAAUCAAGCUCCAGGAAACUCUGGGGCCUCAGUUUGUACUGUUACAUUCAGCAAUCCACGGUUCUCUACAUAUAUCAUUAUUUCUACAGAGGGAACUCAUCUGGUAUUGCUCAGUUUGUGAAGAGGAUCGUGUGACCACACGUGCGUUUGCCAUGAUCAAGACCAAAGGUGCUGUGGUGCUGUCAUUUACUCUCUUUGGAACAUCUUUCCUGUUCCUGGGCUGUCACUUUCACUCUGAUGAUGACAAGGAGCAUGACAGAGUGAGGGAUUACAAUGAAAUAAGUCAAGGCAUAGCUUUACCAAGGACUGUGAUCACAAACCCAUACUCUAUGCAAAAAGAUGCCACUGCCAGGUUUGACUGUGUAUUCUGGUGUGGAGAUCUCAACUUCAGGAUAGACCAUCCCAGAGAAAAUGUUGUCAAUCUCAUCAAUACAUCUGCUGAAGAUGAACACCCCAAUUAUGAAGUUCUACUUAGUAAGGACCAACUUAAGAGACUGCAAAAUGAAGGUCUCAUAUUUGAUCAUUUCCAAGAGGGCAGAAUCUGCUUCCCACCUACCUACAAGUUUGAUAUUGGCACAGAUGACUAUGAUACAUCUCCAAAGCAGAGGAUUCCUUCAUAUACAGACAGAAUACUAUUCCGCAGCAAAAAGAAGAAUGCGAUCUCUUGUCUUGUGUAUGACAGUGUCCAGUCCUUCACCUUUUCCGACCACAAGCCAGUGUAUGGGCUGUAUGAGGUGACCAUCAGGCCUGGCAGAGACAAUAUUGCACUCAAUGCCGGGCUGUUCAAUAGGGAGGUGUAUUUAGAAGCAAACAGAAGGCGAGGUUUUCACAUGGACAAGGCACGCUACCAGAAGAAGCCCCCGAAACCACCUGCCCCAAAAUACGGACAGAAACAAAGCAGUAUAUGUUCUAUACAAUAGUUUUAUUGCUUGGUACAGUCAGUUUUGAACAUGUCAUGUUCACGAGUCAAAGAGGAAUAUUUAAAUUAAGAUUAUAAAGAAAAAGAAAUUUUACAAUCAAUUGUAGUAAAAUGUUAUGUGUUGUUAGAAUACUAGCAGUGUUUUUACAUAAAUGAUUUAGAUUUCACACGACAGUGCAAUGUGGGCAUUUGCUUCAUUUUUAUGAUUUAUAUCAUGUAUGCAGCUGCUUGAAUUUAUUUAUUUUGAAAAUGAAAAUCUGACUUUAACUGCAUUAAUAACAUUGAUGUGCUGGAAGAUUAAUUUUUUUUCUAGCAGAUGUGAUCUCUUCAUCAUUUUAUGUACAAAGAAAAAAACAACAACGAGCUUUGUUUUAUAUCAUUGUUUUAAUAUAUGUUUCUGUGAUACCAAGGUAUUUAAGACAUAAUUAUGAUGUAUCAGUACAUGUAGUUAUGAACGUAUAGGAUUUUAAUAAUCUUUCAUUAAAAGCAUUGUUAUGCAACACAAAGUCUGCUUCACAUAAAGUGUCAAACACAUUCA